Rhincodon typus (whale shark) is the source of this 2343-nucleotide messenger RNA. Its product is annotated as serotonin N-acetyltransferase. NCBI's taxonomy places the organism in Eukaryota, Metazoa, Chordata, Chondrichthyes, Orectolobiformes, Rhincodontidae. Gene Ontology annotation, molecular function: aralkylamine N-acetyltransferase activity. The coding region runs from base 381 to 1154 and encodes 257 amino acids. The record is from RefSeq and is a predicted model, not a curated record. The transcript has 3 exons. Gene Ontology annotation, cellular component: cytoplasm. Gene Ontology annotation, biological process: response to light stimulus; circadian rhythm.
GUCCUGUGUCCUGGGGCUAUUCAGGAUGAACGUUGGCAGAGACCACUGCAUCUAUCUUUCUCCAGUGUACUGUGGCACGGACUGACUGGGCAAUACUAGAAGGACCUCACUAGAGCAACCUCCACACAGACAAGCUGGAAUCGAAUGUGGGUCCCUGGCACUGUGAGGCAGCAGUGCUAAACCCUGAGCCACUCAGUUCAUUCGUAUGCAUUGACUGUUGCUCCAGACCAGCAACUGAGCGCAGUGAAUGUAGAAAUGAUGCCUGUAGAACGGACAGGCUGGGUCAACAGGUUGCCUAUAUAAGUCUUUUGCACCAGUGAGAAGUCCAUACAAUAGCAGCAGAGCUGGCAGUUCUAAUUGCACCAAACGCCAAGCCGAUUAUGAAGAGCUUGUUGGAUGAGAUCUGUUCUUGUUUGUAUCAGAAGGUGUGGGGAGCCCAGCGGACAGAGUGUGCCAGCUCUAACAGAGAGAGAGCAGCUCUGAGCCCCUCUCAGCCUGCCUGGGGGGUCACUGAGCAGAAGGGGGCAAUGGCAGCAGCGGAGACCGCCUCACCUUUCCUCAAACACUUCGCUUUAAGAUAUUCCCAGGCGGGGGCGAGCCCAGCUAAUCGCAGGCGCCACACUCUCCCUGCUAGCGAGUUCCGGAACCUGAGCCUAACAGAUGCACUCAGCGUGUUCGAAAUCGAGAGGGAAGCCUUCAUUUCAGUCUCCGGAGAAUGUCCUUUACACAUGGAUGAAGUCAGACACUUUCUUGAGCUUUGCCCAGAGUUAUCCCUUGGCUGGUUUGAAGAAGGGAGGCUGGUAGCCUUUGUAAUUGGCUCUGGAUGGGACAAGGACAAGCUCUCACAGGAUGCUAUGACCAUUCAUGUCCCUGGGGGCUCCUCUGUGCACAUUCACGUUCUGGCUGUCCACCACAAGUGCCGUCAGCAAGGGAAAGGCUCCAUUAUCUUGUGGCGAUACUUACAAUACCUGCGAUGUCUCCCCACAGUCAAGCGAGCUGUUCUCAUGUGCGAAGAUUUCUUGAUCACAUUCUACCAGAAAGCUGGCUUCAGAGAGAUCGGACCUUCUGAUAUUGCAGUGGGUCCCCUCACAUUUACUGAAAUGGAAUAUCCUCUUGGAGGAGGAGCUUACCUGCGGAGGAAUAGUGGCUGCUAAACUAUGAUGUCGAACCUAGUGAUGUGAAUUUCAGUAGCCUCCAUGCUAUCUUUAAUGGACUGGUGUCUAUAUUAACCGGUGGUGUUGCAACAGUAUUCCAUUUGCUUUAAAUAGAUUAACAGUGUUGUUCAAAUGUUAACAUGAAUUUAAUGGUGACAAUGAAAAAAAUUUGCAUUCUUAGAAAUCAAAGGCAGACUUCUCAACUUUAGUAGGUGCAUAAAACAUGUGAAAGCAGAUUGGAUGAGCUGUAGAACAGGCAAACAAUCACACACAUAAAUCUUAUGGCUCGAUAAAGAUGGACCUGUCCCACAGGUUGUUGUCAACUUUAAUGGAAAAGUUCAUUUUAAAAUUACAUCCUCAAGAAAUAUUGUUUUGCUAAUUGUACAUUGAAGUGACUAAUGUCUGGAUUAAUUACACAACUUUUGUCUUUAGUAUAGUUUUAAAAAAUCCAAUGAUUUCAGCAAUUGUGUGGUUAACAUCAUACUUCCUGUUAGAUCAGGUUCCACUAUUUACUAAAAUGACAUAUUCCAACAGUUCAAUAACUCCUCCUUAUUCAUCUGUUUUGUUUUCCCCCACAUCUUGAUUCCUAGUAAUACUUGUUGGAAAACCUAAUGAUAAAAAUAUUGCCAAAAGCAUAUGGUCAAUUUUAAUUUACCCAUCAAGGAAACCUGUGGGAUCAGAUCAGCUAAUGACCUAAUUGAACACUUCAAAUCAGAGUCAUACAGCACAGAAACAGAACCUUCAGUCCAUGUUCUCAAACUAAACUAGUUCCACCUGCUUCCAUUUGGGCCAUAUCCCUCUAAACAUUUUCUAUUCAUGUACUUAUCCAAGUAUCUUUUAAACAUUGUAACUGUACCUGCAUCCACAACUUCCUCUGGCAGUUCAUUCCAUGUUCUAAACAUGCUCUAUGUAAAAAUGCUGCCCCUCAUGCCCUUUUUACAUCUUUCUCCUCUCACCUUAAAAAUAUGCCCCCCAGUUUUGAAUUCCCCUAUCUUAAUCUUUUGAUAUUUAAAUUGUAUGUAAUUUAUUUGCUUGGCUCCUUAUAUGACUAUCUGUAUAUUGCCAAAAUCUGAAUACGCAAUGUUAUGUAUCUUUAUAGAAACUGUGCUCUGUUACUUACUAUACAUUAAAAGGUUAUCUUUGUACUGUAAUUGUUUUUCAAUAAAAGACAUCAUCGUAAUUAACAAUA